Messenger RNA from Lithohypha guttulata, 2031 nucleotides. RefSeq lists its product as uncharacterized. The record is from RefSeq and is a predicted model, not a curated record. Gene Ontology annotation, cellular component: endoplasmic reticulum. The transcript is spliced from 2 exons. Gene Ontology annotation, biological process: GPI anchor biosynthetic process. Lineage: Eukaryota; Fungi; Ascomycota; Eurotiomycetes; Chaetothyriales; Trichomeriaceae. Bases 1 to 2031 code for a protein of 676 amino acids.
AUGCACCAUAUUGAUGCUCAAACGUCAAAUUUACAGAAUACAAGGACAGCAGUUAGCAGCAUUGGUCUCUUGCCAACAUGUCUUUUGCUCGCAUGGCUAGGGACAAUAUGGUGGGGUGAACAUGCCGUCUUCUCGAGCCAUGUGAAAGGUUGCGCAUGGAGUAACUGGGAGAAAUGGAAAGAUUCUUCUCAACCUCAUCAUGUUCUGUUGGUCGCAGAUCCCCAGCUGGUCGAUCCUCAUACAUAUCCAGGCAGGCCCUGGCCCCUCUCGACCUUGACCAUCUUCUACACCGAUCUGUAUCUUUCGCGAGCUUACAACCAACUUCUUACUAGGUUGGCACCAGACACAACCUUCUUUCUGGGUGAUCUGUUCGAUGGCGGUCGAGAAUGGGGGACCACAGGCUACAAUUCACCAGAAGAUCAAUACAAGCAGUAUGGGCAGGAUUUCUGGCUGAAAGAGUAUGAAAGAUUUCAGAACAUGUUCGUCAAGCCCUGGUACGAUCUUGGAAUGCCCAAAUUACCGACUGAGAAUGGACGUAAGCUUGUAACUUCUCUACCUGGCAACCAUGACCUUGGUUUUGCAGGUGGUAUCAAUUCAAAAGUCAGGUCUAGGUUUGAGGCUCAUUUCGGGCCAACUAACAGGAUCGAUGUUCGUGGAAACCACACAUUCGUGUCGCUAGACACUGUCUCUCUGAGUGCCAUGGACCAGGUCGACAUACAAACUGGAGCUAGUGGGCUAGGUGAUAAGUCUGCCGUUUCGAAGAAUAGCAAUAUCUGGCAGCCUGUAGAGACAUAUCUAGAUAAUGUGUCUGAACUCAGAGAGCAGGCGGUGAAGCAAACAAUUCGCAGCACAGGCGCACGCUCUAGCUUCCCCGAGUUAAGGAAAGAGGCUGUGAAAUUCCCUCCGAAAUACCCUUCAGGUGUUCAAAGUCUCGAUCCGCGACCCGAAGACCAUCCACGGCAGUUGUCAGACCCUCUCAAAGUCACAACUUCACAAUACCCGACCAUCAUUCUAUCUCACGUCCCCUUCUACCGCUCCGAAACGUCCAACUGCGGACCCCAACGUGAACGCGGCACAGCAAUCCCUAUCCGUGCCGGCUACCAAUACCAGAACGUCCUGACCCCCCUAGUCUCCCGCGACAUCGUCGACAAACUUGAUGCGAGCCAAAUCACCCAAAUCUACAGUGGCGACGACCACGACUACUGCGAGAUCGAACAUGACGAAUUCACCGGACGAAUCAAAGAAAUCACAGUAAAAAGCAUAAGCUGGGCCAUGGGCGUCCGCAAACCAGGCGUCCAACUCGUCAGCCUCUGGAACCCCAUCGAUCUCGCGCAAGCUAUGGUCUCGAGCGGAUACGGUGUGUCAGACCCCAACAAACUCGACAAGACAUUCUCCAUGCCCAGAGGCACGGUACAGAACCAUCUAUGCCUUCUGCCUGACCAGCUGGCCAUCUUCGAAACCUACGGGUUCUUACUCGUAGCCACGUUCGUCCUUCUGAUCGCACGAGCCCUAUUCUGGAGGCCACCACAAAAACCCAACCACAGCGGCGACAUCGAGACUAACAUCCCUCUCCUCCCACGAAGUCUAUCCUUCAGCAAUAACAGCACCACCACCACCAACAACAUCAUCAACACAAAACGCGCCGCCUCCCCACCACCACCUCCUCCUCCUCCUCAAAUCGCAAACAACGACUCCAUCAGCUCCACCUUCUCGAACUACUCCAUCACCUCGCGUCGCGGUCCACAACUCGGAACCUACGGGCAGAUUCCGCCCCAUUCUUGCUCCAGAACACCAUCACCGUCCAAGAUGGCUUUUACGGCUGAGACGGACCCGUGGGGGAUGCCGACGAAUGAGGCGGAUCGAAAGGUGUAUGCGAGUGCGUAUAGGAGUUCGGUGUCGGGUGGGGGUGGACGGCGGUCCUGGCUCUUGAGGGAACCGAGGACGAAGCUGGAGGUUCUUGGGAGAAGUUUGCUGGUUGUGGGGUCUUUGCCGAUUAUAUUGUAUAUGGUUCUGUUGUGGAGGGAUACGUGA